AUUAUAAAAUACACCUCAUUAUCUUUGUAAUCAAAUGUGUGUAUGACAACUACAUAUAUCAGUGCCCAAAUUAAGGGUUAUUUAAUCUAUUUUCACGGAGGGAUCAAUUUAUGCAAGCAACCUGUUUCUAGUGUGCCUCUGGAGAUAACUGUUUUCAAACAGAACAUGUGAAGUAUCUGCCCACCACUAUGACUUUGGACGGAACAUUUUCACAAAGAUAGUACAUGGCAGUUCUGACGUUUGUUGUUAUUUUUGGUGAACACAGUAGUUUUUGUGAAAAUGCCUGUUCGUUGUUUCCAGUGAAAGUGCUCCGGGAUCCAUGCUUGCACCAUGUAACACCCAUAGAAUCUCAAACAACAUGAACUCAUUAACUGGUUGAUUUGAGAACGACAGUUUUUUUGUGUUAUCGAUUCUCCCUAGCACUCCCUCAUGAGGUCUUCAAAACACGAUCUCUUCAAAACAUGAUUUCUUCUCCUAGAUAGUAUAAAAACGACAAGUGCGCUGUAAGAUGGAAACUGUGGGCGAUUUUGAGUACAGCAGCAAAGAAAUAAUUGGUCAUGGAGCUUUUGCUGUUGUCUUUAAAGGAAGACACAGAAAGAAUCCAAAUUUUGUAGUGGCAAUAAAAAGUAUCACCAAAAAGAAUCUUGCAAAAUCUCAGAAUCUUCUUGGGAAAGAAAUCAAGAUUUUGAAGGAAUUAACGGAAUUACACCAUGAAAAUGUCGUGGCGCUCCUUGAUUGUAAGGAAACUGCACUCAAUGUUUUCCUUGUCAUGGAAUAUUGCAAUGGAGGAGAUUUGGCUGACUAUUUAGCAGUCAAGGGGACAUUAAGUGAGGAUACAAUUCGCCUCUUCCUCUGUCAGUUGGCUGGUGCCAUGAAAGCUUUGUAUGCAAAAGGCAUUGUACAUAGAGAUUUAAAACCACAAAACAUUCUUCUCAGCCAUUCAGGUGGUAAGAUGUGCCCACAGCCUCAUGAAAUAACACUUAAGAUUGCUGACUUUGGUUUUGCAAGGUUCUUACAGGAUGGUGUUAUGGCAAAAACAUUAUGUGGAUCUCCUAUGUACAUGGCUCCAGAAGUUAUAAUGUCUCUCCAGUAUGAUGCGAAGGCAGAUCUGUGGAGCUUGGGCACAAUUGUUUUCCAAUGUCUGACUGGAAAGGCUCCAUUUCAGGCCCAAACUCCACCUGCUCUCAAACAGUUUUAUGAGAAAAAUGGAAAUUUGUCUCCAAAGAUACCACCAGGAACAUCACCAGAAUUAACAGAUCUCUUGAUGGGGCUGUUGCGACGUAAUGCUAGGGACCGCAUGAAUUUUGACACAUUUUUUAAUCAUCCGUUCUUGAAAAGACAUUCAGAGCCUGUUCCCACCCCAGCUCCACCACCACCGCCGUCCUGUACUCUACCUGGAGAGCUUCCUCCUUCUCCAGCUACAUUGUUUGCUCCUGUAGCAGCGGCUUCUUCACUACCAAGGGCUGAACCCUCUUCACCAGAACCAGGAUCACCAGUGUCUUGUAGAGGCCAAGGCAGUAGUUCAAGUCCAGAAGAAACAGAUGACUUUGUCUUGGUUCCAUCAAAUAUUCCUUCUGAUCAGUCAAGUGAUAGCAACAUUGAAAGACAGGUGAAAGGUAUUCGACCAUGCAUGGCAAUAGCUAGUCCACCGAGGCCAAGUUUCCUGCCAAUAUCAGACCCCAUCCCUGUACCAACACAAAGGGAUGCUUAUCAGCAGUUACAAACAAAUGAUGGAUUGCAGUCACCAAGUAAGAGUACAGUUCCUAGAUCACAACCAAUCAACAUGAAGAGAGGGAAUGAUUAUUCGAGAACAGCUCCACCAGAUCUUAGCUCACUGUCACCACCUUCUGUGCAGUUCAUGAUAGGUACACCACCUGGUGGAGGGGGUCAACGUCGUCGUUCAGCAUCAGGCAGUUCAUGUGAAACACCACCACCUGUAACAACGUGGCAAGUGUCUCCUGUCUCUGGAGGAAAGUUAACUCCAACUAGUUCACCACUUAGGCGUUCAGGAACAAGUUCACCCCUUCUGAGCGGUCCACUAGCUGUUUUACCGCCUAUACUUGGUUCUCCAACUCGUUUGACAGAAAAUAAUAAUCUCCGACAUUCACCAAUAAUGCCAUUUGGUACAAGGGCUAUGACAUUGCCAGAAAUUUCAGAAGCUGGAGGAAUUCAGAGGCUUUUCCACAAUUCUCCAGCACCUGCAAUUGAAGGGCCUAUAACUUUCCUAGCUCCAGAACUUCCUGAAGAAACACUAUUAGAAAGGGAACACAAUGAGACACUGGCCAAACUAAAUUUCGUGUUAGCACUGUCGGACUGUGUAGCAGAGUUGGCAGCAUCUCGCGCAACUCCACUAGCAGCAUUAGCGGAUGGUGCAGGGAGUGGUGGUGGUAGUGUUGGUGGUGGUGGUGGUGGUGGAGGAGGAGGAGGAGGAGGAGGAGGAGGAUCACGACAGAGUGAAGGAACUCGGCGUGCUGAGCAGCUGGUCCUGCUUGUACGUGCAUUGCAGCUUUUAAGCUCAGGACUGAAUCUAGCAACACAGCAGUUGCGAGCCGGAGUACUGCAACCAUCAGCGUCAGUCAAAAGUGUGGUCAGUAUGUUGAAUUCAAAAUUUCACCAGUGUUUAAAUGAGUGCAAGCAGCUAAAUACUCCUGGGCUUCUGCAAAAAGCAGGAGUAGAUCCAUCAAGCACUAGUAUCACUGCAGAUAGAAUUCUGUACAACCAUGCAAUCCAGAUGUGCCAGUCAGCAGCGCUUGAUGAGCUUUUCGGUCAGCCUGAAGAAUGCUUUCAGCGUUACCAGACGGCUCAGAUCUUACUGCAUAGCCUUUCACAACAAGUGAGCCACCAACAAGAUAGAGCUUUAUUAACAAAGUACAAAGAUGCUGUUGAGAAAAGGUUAUUCGUCCUACAACAGCAAGGCUACAUUUACUCUACUUGACCUAACCAGUUUGUGUGGAUAUUCCAUUUUGUCCCAUUCAAGAAACAAAUGGAUCAUUCCGGUACCUGAAGGUUUGGCAGCUAACAGUGCAAAAACUAUUCAACUGUGCUGUUGUGUUGAAUGGACAUAACAUUUUUUUACUGCUGUUGUAGAGCAAAUGGUUUUAUAAAUGUAAAACAUGGACACUUAAUGCUAAUGUAUUUGUGUAUGUUACAGGAAGUGUAUCGGUUGUCUUUUGUACAAUUGAAUAAUUGUAGUGUGUGCAUCAAUGUGCAUAUGUACAUAUAUGUAAAAAAUAAAAUCUAAAUAGCUGUGCAAAGAAGUAUUUGCAGUAACGUGAUAAUAGUUUGAAAGCAGAGUAUGUGGAGGGGAUGUCACCAUUAAACGGGCUAUUUGUGUAACUACAAGAGCUGUGUAAAUAAUCACACAAAAGUUUACUUUGAAAUAUAUGAGCUUCACAUUACUAUUGUAAUUUUAUGGCAAGAUUCUGAAUAUCAAUUCACAAAGAACUGUGUCUUACUGAGGAUGUGUAUGUAAAAUUUGGAGAUUUUGGAAGCAUGGUGAGUAAGCCUGGAAAUAUGUAAUAGGGUUUUGAUGUUUAAAUGUAACUUGUAAAAGAAAACACAAUACAAAUAAGAAUUCCUCUAUUACUUAGUCCAUUGAUAAAAUGUUCCCUUUGAAUCUUGUAAAACAUGUAGUAUUACAAGUUUUUAAAUUCCAUAUUUAUUUUUAGACAUUGUAUAAAUUAAAUUAUUGUGAUAAUGUGAAUGAUUGUAAUUUUAUCGCCAAUAGAACAAAUUUUAUAUCAAUAUUAAGUGAAUCUGUGUUCAACUAUUCAGCCCAAAUUAGCAUAUUUAAUCAGUAUUCUUUGAAUAAUCUUUCUGAUGCAUAGAAAAACUUAAUUUUCUGUUGAACUUGCUAUGCUAGUCAGGACAAAGAUAACAUUAUAAAUUUCAUAUUACUUACUUCAUAUUUGAUGUUACCUGUUACUCCUUCCUCUUUAUUUCUGCAUGUUUUCCUGUGUUUGUCAUAUAUACUAGAUGCCAUCACUAACACUGUUGCCAUCAGAACCUUAGCUGUCGCAGCUGCUCGAUGCUCGAGUUAUGAAGUAUUUAGAGUGUGGUAGGAAAAAAGACCUAGUACGACAACUCUGCAGUUUUAUUGGAAAACUUUUAGUUACAUUUGUGUUGGUGUAAAUAUCUAAGUUUCAAUCUCUUCAACAUUAUCAAGUUAUUAGCUGUUACAAUUAUUAGCAUACACUAAAUAUUUCCUGUGGCAGGAGGAUAUGGAAAAGUUCUAACUACAUAUCAGGUUGGAAAAUGGAUUAUUAUGCACACUUUACAUUGUAAUAGUAAUAUCAGAACUUCAUCUGUGUGGUUGCAGAAAUCUGCACACAAAUUCAGUAAUUAUCAAAACUUGAAAAAGCAUUUUUGAAAUGAGUUAGAGGAGAAUGAAAUAGUUCCAAAGCUAACUAAGACAGAACUGUCAUUAUGAAAUCAAAACUGCCUCUUAUGAUCAUAAAUAGUGUGUGUUGGUUACAGUACAGUUUGAAUUUGCUGAGUUUGUGACAAGACCUCUCCCCCUUUUUUUCCCCAUCAGUAAGCUCUGUUAGAUGAUAUCACCAUUUAAUUCUAAUGUUGUAUUGUUAUAUGAGUCAAGAAAAACAUUGCCCAAGUUUUAACAAUUUUAAGUUGCAAUAUUUUACAACAAGCCUACCUACCUUGCCUUAACAAUUUGUGUGAUACUACUCAUUAUAAUUAUGUGCACUAGUUGUUAUCUUUUCCUUUUCAUAUACCCAUAGACUGGUAAACGUAGAGGUCAGUCAUUUAUAAAUAAAAUUUUUCCAUCUAAUCUUUUUUGUGUGCACUGUACGUCUGACAUACUAAUUACCUUGCAGUAAGGAAGUGACAUGUUGGAGCUACAGUAAUUAUUUAUAUCUGCCUGUAUAUGUACCAGCCAUAUUAUCCAGAAAUUUGAAUCUUUUGAUACGUAAAUCAGUACAACAAAGGGGGGGGGGGGGGGGGCAAAAGCUGUGUGUUCAUACAACACCUGAGUUUUGUACUUGUCUGAGGUGACAGAGUUGAUGACAAGAAAUGAAACUAUUGCCUGGCAGUUAUCACCAAAAGUGUAAUAAAAUGUAAUUGAUGAACUAAAAAACUGAGACAGAACAAAAUAUAGAAAGCAAAAGAUAUGCAGACAGUAGCAAGAAAUACAAAUACUGUGCUGAUUUUAGAAGAGUUGUUAGAAUGAAACUGGAUUGGGGAGAAGAUGGAACAGUAUACAUAAGUAUUAUAAGACAGCAUUAAUGUAAGAAAAAAGAGAGCAUUUGAGAAAGGGACUACAGUAAAAACUGUCCUUAGUCUGAAGAUUGGUUUGAAUGUUGCAGUGCUUUACUAAGCACUUUUCUAUUAGAGGUGGUAUCUCCUUGCCAUCCUUCAACCUUUAAACUGAUCCAAUCAGUUAUAAGAGAACCUACAGUUUGACAUUGACAUUGAUCUGUGGUGCAACAUGACGUUUUUCACACAUACCAAUCGUUAUUUCAGGUGAAAGGAGCAAAAUAUGACAAAGAUAGAUAAAUUUCAGAAUCAGUUGGGGAUUGAACUCUGGACCUUUAAAUUUUUAUGCUGACGCACACACUUAGCUAUGAAUCCACAUGACAGGGAACUACAUUAUAAAUAUGUCAUAUUAACAGAAUGCACCUGGGAUGUUAACAAUUUCUUCUAAUUAACUGUAGGUAUAAACUACUCUAUAGAGUCUAUGAUUAUGGGAAGUAAUAUUCAUGUCCAUGGUUCAGUAACUUAUUUCACUGUGGAACUGCUUUCCUGAAUUUGCAAAUUCCAACUGUUUAUGGUACUUCUAAUUUUCAGUUUCUUUGAAUUUUCUUUUUCCGAACUACCGAUUCAAAUUUUCCAGCUUGAUUUUCACUUCCUGCUAAAAUUUUAUCUUUGUUGUUUCUCUUAGAUCUCAGUUCUUAUUUCUGCACUACAGCUACUCUUUAAUUUGGAGCCCUCUCCUGUUAAGAUCAUCUUAUAAUGUUAUGUCACCUGCACUGGGUCUUUUGCUGCUGCUUUCAGCAUCUACGGUAUUUUAGAAUGUUGCUCUUAAAAGAUGAACCUGAAAGUUUUCUCUACCAAGGUUUUUAUGCAUCUGUUGCUAACUAUGAUUAUUUCACUUGCCAACAAAGUGAGUACCAUUUCAUUUUCAGAGUUUUUAAAAUUAAGUGUAAGAGAAUUGAGCAGUGGCUGUACAUUUCCUUAUCAAACUUUUGUUUUAUGUAAUUAUUGCACAGUAUCAUAACUCUCGUUAUUUUUAUAUAUCUUGGUACACAAAUAGACCAGCCACAGUCAAUUUAUAGCGAAGCAAUAAAUAAAUUCCUUUGUGACUGAAAACAGCAUACCAGAUUGUGUGCUGAGGUUUAGAUUUUGAAAACACAGACCGCACAAUCCAUUAUGGAAGAGUGACUUCAAUUUAAAUACCAUGACCAUACAGUAUCAGUAACAUGAAAAGCAAAGUUCCAAAUGUAUUUACUUCCAUUCUAAAUUUCUGUUAUUUCAGUUUAAAAUUAUAGUAAGGUGCUACAGUUUUCCACUGCAUUGAUUCUAUACAAAGCAAAACAUCUCCUCCUCCUCCGCCGCCUCCCACCUGCCCCCAAUUUUGCUACACCUUACCGCUGUUUGGUACUGUCAAGUUUAUUAAUGUAAUAUGUUACUUUGCGUGCACAGAAAGUGAGUAACCAUUUAUUUUUGUCUCUCUGGUUUUAUCUUGUUUCAUUUGUUAUAUAUUAUGUGAACAAAUGAUCUAACGUGUUUCCUCGUUUGUGGGAUAUCAUAUACAGGUUGUACAAAUACUUUAAGAAAAGACUUCCUGACACUUAAAUUUAUGAUCAAUGUUAACAAAUUUCUCCUAUUCAGAAACGCUAUUCUUGCAAUUGCCAGUCUACAUUUUAUAUCCUCCCUACUUCGACCAUUAUCAGAUAUUUUGCUUCCCAAAUAAUAAAACUCAUUUACUACUUUAAGUGUAUACACACACACACACACACACACACACACACACACACACACACACACACACACACACACACACCAUAAAUGCUCAGCUGUUCUUCCCAGUCCUUUGCUGUCUCUGACAGAAUUAUAAUGUCAUCAACAAAUCUCGAGGUUUUUAUUUCCUCCACUUUCGUGCCCCUCAACUCUAUAACUGUCUUAAGUCUACAAGUGCUAUAAAUGUAGCUUUCCUUUCUUUAACCCAACUACUAAGAUAAAUCAUAGGGUCAGUAUUGCCUCACGUGUUGCUACAUUCCUACAGAAUCCAAACUAAUCUUCCCCGAGGUCGACUUCUACCAGUUUUUCCAUUCGUCUGUAAAGAAUUCGUGUUAGUAUUCUGCAACUGUGACUUAUUAAAUUGAUAAUUUGGUAAUUUUUACACCUGUCAGCACCUGCUUUCUUUGGAAUCAGGAUUAUUAUAUUCUUCUGGAAGUUUGAUGGUAUUUUGCCUGUCUCAUAUAGCUUGCUCACCAGACGGAAGAGUUUGGUCAUGGCUGGCUCUCCCAAGGCUAUGAGUUAUUCUAAUGAAAUGUUGUGUACUCCCGGGACCUUGUUUCUACUUAGGUCUUUCAGUACUCUGUCAGAUUCUUCAUGCUGCAUCAUAUCUCCCAUCACCUAUGUCCUCUUCUAUUUCCAUAAUAUUGCCCUCGAGUACAUUGCCCUUUUACAGACCCUCUAUAACUCCUUCCACCUUUCAGCUUUACCUUCUUUGCUUAGGACUGGUUUGCCAUCUGAGCUCUUGAUAUUCAUACAGGUGGUUCUCUUUAAUUUUCUGUGGGUGGCAUCUAUCUUGCCAGUAGUGAUAUAUGCUUCUACAUCCUUACAUUUGUCCUCUAGCCAUUCCUGCUUAGCUGUUUUGCACUUCCUGUUGAUCUAAUUUUUGAGACAAUUGAAUUCCUUUUUGCCUGCUUCAUAUGUUCAUAAAUUAGAUUCAGUAUCUCGUGUUACCCAAGGAUUUAUACUAGCCCUCAUCGUUUUACCUACUUGACCCUCUGCUGUCUUCACUAUUACAUUUCUCAAAGCUACCCGUUCUUCUUCUACUGUAUUCGUUUCCACUUUUCUUGUUAAUCAUUCCCUAAUGUUCCUUCUGAAACACUCUACAACCUCUAACUCUUUCAAUUUAUCCAGGACCUUUCUCCUUAAAUUUCUACCUUUCUGCAGUUUCUUCAGUUUUAAUCUACAGUUCAUAACCCAUAAAUUGUAGUUAGAGUCCACAUAUGUCCCUGGAAAUGUCUUACAAUUUAAAACCUGGUUUCUAAAUCUCUGUCUUACCAUUAUAUAAUCAGUCUGUAACCUUCCAAUGUCUCCAGGUCUCUUCCACAUAUACAAUCUCCUCUGAUGAUUCUUAAACAAAGUGUUAGCGAUGAUUAAAUUAUGCUCUUUGCAAAAUUCUAUCAAGCGGCUUCCUCUUCCAUUCCUUACCCCCAGCCCAUAUUCACCUACUACUUUUCCUUUUCCUACUUUUGAAUUCCAGUCCCCCGCGACUAUUAAGUUUUCACCUCCCAUAACUAUUUGAAUAAUGUCUUUUAGUUCAGCAUACAUUCCUUUAAUCUCAUCAUCAUUUGCAGAGCUUGUUGGCAUAUAGUCUUGUACAACUGUGGCAGGCAUGGGCUUCAUGUCUAUCUUGGUGACAAUGUGUUCACUGUGCUGUUCCUAGUAGCUUAUCCGUGCUCCUUUCUUUCUUUCUUUCUUUUUUUUUCCCCUCCAUUAUUAAACCUACUCCUGCAUUACCCCUAUUUGAUUUUGUAUUUAUAAACAUGUAUUCACCUGACCAGAAGUCUUGUUCCUCCUGCCACUGAACUUCACUAAUUCUCACUAUAUCUCACUUUAACCUGUCCAUUUCCCUUUGCAAAUUUUUCUAACCUACCUGUCCGAUUAAGGGAUCUGACAUUCCACGUUCCGAUCCAUAGAACUCCAGUUUUGUUUCUCCUGAUAACAAUGUCCUCCUGAGUAGUCCCCGCCCAGAGAUCCAAAUAGGGGACUAUUUUACCUCUGGAAUGUUUUACCUGAGAGAAUGCUAUCAUCAUGGAACCAUACAGUAAAGUACAUGCCCUCAGGAAAAUUAUGGCUGUAGUUUCCCCUUGCUUUCACCCAUUCGCAGUACCAGCACAGCACUGCUGUUUUUGUUGAUGUUACAAGGCCAGUUCAGUCAAUCAUGACUUGCCCCUUUACAGGAACCACAUGCUUGUCUGGCCUUUGAACAGAUACCCCUCCGCUGGGGUUGCACCUAUGGUGCAGCUAUUUGCAUUGCUGAGGCACGCAAACUUCCCCCCAAUUGCAUGGUUCAUUGGUGUGGUGGGGGGGGGGGGG
This is a messenger RNA of Schistocerca cancellata (South American locust), 9288 nucleotides long. RefSeq names its product serine/threonine-protein kinase unc-51 (gene Atg1). NCBI's taxonomy places the organism in Eukaryota, Metazoa, Arthropoda, Insecta, Orthoptera, Acrididae. Gene Ontology annotation, molecular function: protein serine/threonine kinase activity; ATP binding. The transcript is spliced from 21 exons. Gene Ontology annotation, biological process: axon extension; autophagy; peptidyl-serine phosphorylation. Bases 509 to 2935 code for a protein of 808 amino acids. Gene Ontology annotation, cellular component: cytoplasm; autophagosome. The record is from RefSeq and is a predicted model, not a curated record.